UGACAGUUUGUCGCUUCUGUAGUUUUUUAGAAAACGAAAAUGGCUAAUCGCACUGUAAAAGACGCGAAAUCUAUUCGUGGUACAAAUCCUCAAUAUUUAAUUGAAAAGAUUAUUAGAUCUCGUAUAUACGAUUGUAAAUACUGGAAAGAAGAAUGUUUUGCAUUAACAGCAGAGUUACUUGUCGACAAAGCUAUGGAAUUGCGAUACGUAGGAGGCGUGCAUGGUGGUUUUAUUUACCCUACACCUUUUCUGUGUCUUGUAUUAAAAAUGCUACAAAUACAACCUGAAAAAGAUAUUGUGGUAGAGUUUAUCAAAAAUGAAGAAUUUAAGUAUGUUCGCGCGCUUGGGGCUUUUUAUAUGAGACUCACUGGAUCUUCGGUGGAUUGUUACAAAUAUCUGGAGCCUUUAUACAAUGAUAAUAGGAAAUUAAGGCGGCAAAACCGAGAGGGUCAGUAUGAUAUUGUGCAUAUGGACGAGUUUAUCGAUGAAUUACUCCGGGAAGAAAGAUUGUGCGACGUCAUUUUGCCGAGAAUUCAGAAACGAUAUGUACUUGAAGAAAAUAAUGAGUUGGAACCAAAAGUGUCAGCUUUAGAUGACGAUUUAGAUGAAGACAUUCCUUCUGAUGAAGAUAAUGCUGAACCUGAUAUGAAAGAAAACAAAAGAGAUAAAGAUCGAAGAGAUAGGGACAGAAGAAGAGAAAGAUCCAGAGAUCGUGACAGAAGGGAUAAAGAUAGGAAGAGAGAACGCUCAAGAAGCAGAGAACGUGAACGAAGAAGAGAAAGAGAGAGAGAACGGGAAAAAGAGAGAGAGCGUGAGAAAGAAAGGGACAGAGAAAGGAGAGAGCAACGUGACAGAGAGAGGGAAAAAGAGAGAAGAGAUAGAGACAGGCAUGAAUUUGAUAGAAGGAGAGAGAGAGGCGGUAGAUAUUAACUAGGUAUAGGACUUAAAUAAACAUUUUAAACCAG
Messenger RNA from Galleria mellonella (greater wax moth), 965 nucleotides. It is a transcript of the gene Prp38, whose product is annotated as pre-mRNA-splicing factor 38. The transcript is spliced from 2 exons. The record is from RefSeq and is a predicted model, not a curated record. Bases 40 to 930 code for a protein of 296 amino acids. Lineage: Eukaryota; Metazoa; Arthropoda; Insecta; Lepidoptera; Pyralidae. Gene Ontology annotation, cellular component: precatalytic spliceosome.